GGCAGGGAAGGCAUCUUAGUUUGGUUUUUCUCAAGCCCUGGCACCGUGAUCUGCAGAGAGAAAAAUAAUCAAUAAUAAAAGACAGUUGAACAAAAGACGGACUCAAUCAAUCAAAUACUGGACUCUGCCCUUACGGACCUCGAGGCUAUUAGAGCAGAUAUAAUGUCAUAAAUCACCUUAAUAUGAAUUGGAUGCUAGGCAAGGUUAUUAGUAGGGCAGGCAAAGAACUGUGGUAAUUCAGAGGCACCAGAGUGUGUGGUGUAGAGUUGGUCAAGCAAGACCUACUGAAGGGGAUGGCUUUUGAGCUGUCUUUUUUUUUUUUUUAAUUUAAGUUUUAUUUUAUAUUGGAAUAUAGUUGGUUUACAAUGUGGUGUUAGUUUCAGGUACACAGCAAAGUGACUCAGUUAUACACAUACAUAUAUCCAUUCUUUUUCAGAUUCUUUUCCCAUAUAGGUUAUUACAGAAUACUGAGUAGAUUUCCCUGUGCUAUAUAGGAGGUCCUUGUUGGUUAUCUAUUUUAUAUAUAGUAGUGUGUAUAGGUUAAUCCCAAACUCCUAAUUUAUCCCUCCCCUCCACCUUCCCCUUUGGUAACCAUAAAAUUGUUUUCUAAGUCUGUGAGUCUGUUUCUGUUUUGUAAAUAAGUUCAUUUGUAUCAUUUUGUUUAGAUUCCACAUUUAAGUGAUAUCAAAUAUUUGUCUUUCUCUGUCUGACUUACAUCACUUACUAUGAUAUUCUCCAGGUCUAUCCAUGUCGCUGCAAAUGGCAUUAUUUUAUUCCUUUUUAAUGGCUGAGUAAUAUUCCAUUGUAUAUAAUGUACCACAUCUUUUUUACCCAUCCCUCUGUCGAUGGACGUUUAGGUUGCUUCCAUGUCUUGGCUAUUGAAAAUAGUUGCUGCAAUGAACAUUGGGGUACAUAUAUAUUUUCAAAUUAUAGUUUUCUCCAGAUAUAUGCCCAGGAGUGGGAUUGCUGGGUCAUAUGGUAGUUCUAUUUUUAGUUUUCUAAGGAACCUCCAUAUUGUUCUCUGUAGUGGUUGUAUGAGCUGAGUCUUUAAUAAUAGAUGGGAUUUAGACAGAGGAGAUAGUAAAACUGUUUAACAUGUUAGUGGGUGCACAAAUACUAAUCUAUCAGAGUGGAAACUUCAUGGAGCAUUCAAGUGGGGUCCUGGAGCCCCUGCUAUGCCAAGCAUUACUUCUUUAGAUAAGAGUUCAUAAGGUCAGGAUGGUCCCUAGGGAGGAGUGGGGUAGCAGGAGCACCCUGGAGUUAGGGGCUAGUUACAAACAGGAUUAUAAAUACUUCAAUAUAUUUAAUUAACCUAUGCAACCAUACUGGUGCAUGUACCUACUAAAUGUUAGCCCCAGAUAAGAAACUCCUGAAAUGGCCUUACUCUCUUUGGUUUGUCAAAGCCAUAGAGACCUUACUAGAAUGUGAGCUACAGAACAGCAGAGGCUGUUCUCCAGUUCCAUGCUGCAUCCCUAGGGUCUAGAACAGUGCCUGGAGGAUUGGAGGAGGCUCACCAAACGUUAAGUGAAUAGGCAGACUGGGAACCCCAAACCUAUUCUUGGGGUCUUCUCACUCAUCUCCUUGCACCUACUCUCCCCCUCCAAUCUGUGCUCCACACCACCCCUCAACAUAACCUAGUAUGAGAUUUGAAUUCUGUCGUUCUCCUGCUCAAAAUAUUUGGUGCCUCUCUUUUGCCCAGAAUGCCAUUUUCUCCAUUUUUUUUAACCCAAUUGAACUGCUACUUCUUUACGCCCUGGUCAAAUUUUGCCUACUUCUGUAUUAUUUUCUGAGGCAGAAUUCAUCUCUCUCGCCCAAAUAUUAUGAUAGUUUUUGCCUUCACUCACCAGACAGCGAGCUCCUCAGAACAGGGACUGUGUCUUAUUAAUUUCCAUCCCUCUAGUUCAUUAGCCCAAUGCCUGACAUUUGGUAAAUGCUAAAUAAAGAGAAGAGUGAAAGGCAUUUCCAGCAGUGAGAACUAGAUGAACAAAGGUGGCCAAAGGUUUGGGUAAAAAAUGAAUAGUUUAAUUUGGCUAGGAUAUGAGGGAGAGUAGUAGGAGAUAAGAUGGAAAAGUCUCUUUGGUCAGAUUUUGAAGGGACUUGGAAGUCAACUACACGGAGAAGAUGGGCAGAUAGAAGGUAUCUUGCUAGAGUGUGGGAAGCCAAUGAAGGGUUUUGAGCAGAGAUGUAAUAUGAUGAAUAAUACAUUUAGUUCAAACCUAUAAGAGACUCUCAUAAAUAUAUGCAGUUUUCCAUUCAUACUCAAAUUCACCUCUCACCUACCCAUGCAUCCCCCCUCCCACCCCCAGACUCCUCCAGCAGCUUGCUCUACCCCUUUACCUGCUCCCUGGCUGGGCCAGGGAUGUAUAUAUGGGCUGCUUCCCCUCUCAGCCAGAGGACCUGGGGGCCCCAGCUGCCUGGGCUGGGAAGCAGGCCAGAGUUAGCUGAGGUUGGCUGGUGAGCAGCCGGGCGGUGCCAGGGAGAACCUGUGUAGUGCCAGGUGGUGCCUUGGGUUCCAGGCUGAGCCCAUGGCUCUGAUAACCUUCUGCCUGGCACAUACCUGCCCCUCACUCCACCCCAUUCCCGCUUUGCUAUCGGGGAGGGGGCACAGGGCCAGACAGAUCCACAGGACUUUGGCUCCAUCUCUACAAAAGGGCCUUCUGUGAGUCAGCCUGCUCCCCUCCAGGCUUGCUCCUCCCCCCCAGCUCCUGUUUCCGAUGCACGUACUGCCCGUACACACUGUGUCCCAGGACACCCCACAGUCAGCUGCAUGGCUCCCCUGUGCCCCAGCCCCUGGCUCCCUCUAUUGAUCCCAGCCCCUGCUGCAGGCCCUGCAGUGCAAUUGCUGCUGUUACUGCUCCUCCUGGUGCCUGCCCAUCCCCAGAGCCUGCUCUGGAUGCAGGGGGCUCCCACCAUAGGAGGAGAUUCAUUUGGGGAAGAUGAUUCACUGGGUGAGGAGGACCUAUCCAGUGAAGACGAAAUACCUGGAGAGGAGGACCCACCUGGAGAGGAGGACCCACCUGGAGAAGAGGACCCACUUGGAGAGGAGGAUCCACCUGGAAUGAAGACUGAACCAAGAGAAGAGGAUUCUCUGAAGUUAGAGGAUCUACCUACUAUUGAGACUCCCAGGGAUACUCAAGGCCCCCAGAAUAAUGCCCACAGAGACAAAAAAGGAGAUGACCACAGUCAUUGGCGCUAUGGAGGUGCUCCGCCAUGGCCCCAGGUGUCCCCAGCCUGCGCUGGCCGCUUUCAGUCCCCAGUAGAUAUCCGUCCGGAGCUCACCGCGUUUUGCCCCGCCCUGCGACCCCUGGAACUCCUUGGCUUUGAGCUCCCGCCACAACCAGCACUGCGCCUGCGCAACAAUGGCCACACCGUGCAGCUGAGUCUGCCUCCUGGGCUGGAGAUGGCCCUGGGUCCCGGGCAGGAGUACCGCGCCCUGCAGCUGCAUCUGCACUGGGGUGCUGCGGGGCGCCCGGGCUCGGAGCACACGGUUGGCGGCCACCGUUUCCCUGCCGAGAUCCAUGUGGUUCACCUCAGCACUGCAUUUGCCAAAGUUGACGAGGCCUUGGGGCGCCCGGGGGGCUUGGCCGUGUUGGCCGCCUUUCUGCAGGAAGGCCCAGAAGAAAACAGCGCCUACGAACAGUUGCUGUCACAUUUGGGAGAAGUCGCCGAGGAAGACUCUGAGACUUGGGUCCCAGGACUGGAUGUAUCUGCACUGCUGCCCUCUGACCUCAGCCGCUACUUCCGAUAUGAGGGGUCUCUCACCACACCCCCUUGUGCCCAGGGGGUCAUCUGGACUGUGUUCAACCAGACAGUAAAGCUGAGUGCUAAGCAGCUCCACACCCUCUCUGACUCCUUGUGGGGACCUGACGACUCUCGGCUAGAGCUGAACUUCCGAGCUACACAGCCUUUGAAUGGGCGCAUAAUUGAGGCCUCCUUCCCUGCUGGAGGAGACAGCAGCCCUGGGACCACUGAGCCAGUCCACCGGAAUGCCUGUCUCGCUGCUGGCGACAUCCUGGCCCUGAUCUUUGGCCUUCUCUUUGCUAUUACGGGCAUCGCCUUCCUUGUGCAGAUGAGAAGGCAGCAGAGACACCCAAGUGGAACCAAAGGGAGUGUCAGCUACCACCCAGCAGAUGUCACGGAGACUGUUGCCUAGAGGCCUGCAGCUUGGAGAAUGUGCAGAGAAGCCGGCCAGAGGAAUCUGAGGGGGAGCUGGAGGCUUUGUCCUGCCCAUUACACUACUUCCUUUUAAACCUCUAAAGAUAUUUUUUAAGAUAAAUAUUUCUAAUAAAAUCAGUGGAAGCCAUAUCCUUGUUCCCCAAA
Messenger RNA from Hippopotamus amphibius kiboko, 4320 nucleotides. RefSeq names its product carbonic anhydrase 9 (gene CA9). The coding region runs from base 2768 to 4153 and encodes 461 amino acids. Gene Ontology annotation, cellular component: plasma membrane. NCBI's taxonomy places the organism in Eukaryota, Metazoa, Chordata, Mammalia, Artiodactyla, Hippopotamidae. Gene Ontology annotation, molecular function: carbonate dehydratase activity; zinc ion binding. The record is from RefSeq and is a predicted model, not a curated record. The transcript has 11 exons.